This is a messenger RNA of Sphaeroforma arctica JP610, 291 nucleotides long. RefSeq lists its product as hypothetical. The transcript has 3 exons. Lineage: Eukaryota; Ichthyosporea; Ichthyophonida. The annotation marks the transcript as partial. The record is from RefSeq and is a predicted model, not a curated record.
AUGUUUUUAGCAUCACGAUACAGCCUCAGCUAUACACUCAACGCGUACCAAGAUCAACUAGAGCAGUCGAGUCUAGGGUCGCGCAUUCCGGUGUCGUUCUGGGAGGCAGGAACAGCCGAUCUCGUAUUCGAGGUCAGCCAGUUCGAACUAGACGGCGCGAUUGACUUGUCUGCGAUGUUGCAAGUGCCUGAGCACCUGGCGCUUUCGUCGUUGCGCACACAUAAGGUGGGAGCUGCCACUAUACGCAUGUCUGAUGUGCCAGUGCUGAAACCCCAUCAGAGUGCGAAAGAG